Molecule: messenger RNA, 2217 nt
Organism: Prorocentrum cordatum
Lineage: Eukaryota; Dinophyceae; Prorocentrales; Prorocentraceae
Source: the annotation of a GenBank genome assembly
AUGCAGAAGACGUCGCCGGAGCAGCUCUCCCCAUCUUGGCUCGCGGCAGAAAGAGGCGGAGACGGGCGCGGCCCCAUGGGCCCCCGGAAGAUCCGCAAAGGUCGGGCGACAGGGGCCGCGACGACCGAUUGGUCUCGCCCGGGCCACCAGCAGCUGCAAAGGCUGGCCCCCGAGGGCGGCGCAAGACAUGGGGGGGCGAAGCAGAUCGCGACAGGCUUCCGGUCGAUGCCCCCCCAGAUCACGGCGGCGCAGGCGGCGCCGGGCAGCGCGGAGAACGACGGGGUCCAGGUCAGAGCGCAAGGAAGAGGGCGCGAGUUGGGCCCCCCGCGCAUCCGCGCCUCCAUCGCGCUCCCGCAAGCGCUGAUCAAUAUGGCGCAAACAUUGGCGGCGAAGGAGGGGUCCAGGCCGGGCGCGGAUUGGGGCUGGGCGCAGACAAUCAUUAUGGAGUGGCUCAGGCAGGUCCAGCCUGCCCACCGGCAGGUCGCGGGCCUCGAGACCAUCGCGAUCCCGCGCCCAGGCGAGGUCGCGCAAAAAAGCAUCCAACGCUGCGAAAGGAUGGCGAACAACGCGGGCACGAUAAUAAACGCGAUGACGGCGCUGACCAGGCCGCUGGCGCAGAGCACAGCCUACAGCGCGGGCGCCUGCAACUCCAGCGGAAUCACGGACGCUCACAGGGUUUGGUUCUCCAUGGUGGAGUCGGCGAGGGCCCGGAUCUUGUGGGCGGAGGAGAUGGAGAGCGAAGCGCAGUGCAGCACCAAGCGGCGCCCGCAGCGGACAACGCACAGCAUGGAGCGCGUCGACCAGAUCAGGUGCAACACCGACAAGAUCAGGGGGGGGGGCCGGCGCGCGCUGGAGAGCGCUGAGAUGAACGUCGGGAAGGCGGGGGCAGUCUUGGCUUCCAUAUCGACCGAUGUCGGCACAUGGUUGCUGAAGGUGAUGGCUCGCAAGUGCAGGCUCAUACCCAGCCUGGGCAGACCAGCGGGCGGAGGCGACGAGCCGCCGAGCAGCGAGACGCGCGAAGGCGCGCAAUGCGACGAGUCGGCGUCGAGUCGCAAACUGAAGAGCGACGAGAGCGGGCAGAAGGUGACCGCGCAGCUACCGCGGCGGGAUGCCGAUGACAAGCUGACGUGGACCCCGCGCAGAUGGGAUAUUCAGCGCCCCGAGCUGUGGAUCGACUGCGACGAGAUUCAAAAGGACAAGAUCGAGGAGCACAAGCUGGAGCUGGAGAAAGAAGGCAUCGAACUGCUCGCCGCGAGAAGCCUUCAGCCCCCAGAGCGCCCGCCGAGCCCCAAGACGAGGCACGGCGGCCGCGUCUUCUUCCCCGACUUCUGGCGCGCCUUCGCCUCCGCGGCCCUCGCGGUGGCCGGGCCGCAGGCCUGCCAGGGCGGGGCGGAGCUCGGGGGCAAAGAGUGGGGCGGGCUGGCCGCGGAGCUGGAGGCCCUGCGCGACGAGCUCUGGUCGCCUUCGCGGGUCGACCAGGGCGUGGCCAUCGCCUCCGUGGUCCGGCUCGUGAGCGCAGCGUCGGCCGCCUCCAAGCUGCCCGCGUUCUGUGGGCCCAUCAUCGUCGUCGGCGUGCCCGGCGGCGGGGAGUCGGAGCUGGACGGGCCCGGCCUCAGCCGCCUGCUGCUGGACUGGGUGUGCUGCGCCGCGGCGUGGUACCCGGCGCAGGGGAGCGUGGCCCCUGCUGGGGCGGCGCCCGCGGCGGACGAGGCGCCCGCCGCGGCCGUGCCGGCACCGGCGAGGACGCUCGUCGCGGGAGGCGGCGGGGAGGGGCCGCCCGUGCUGCUGAACGUCUACGACGUGUCCCACGCGGACGCCGUGCGAUGGCUCAACUCGCUGCUGGCGGGCUCGGCGCUCAAGCUCGGGGGGGCCUUCCACGCGGCGGUGGAGGUGCAGGGUCUGGAGUGGUCCUUCGGCCGAACCUUCCGCGACACGUUGCCCGGCGUGUCGUGCCAGCUGCCGCGCUCGGACCCCCAGCACACGUUCCGGGAGUCCGUCCUGCUGGGGUACACACGCCUGACGACGGAUAGGAUCGCGGGUCUGAUGGCGGACCUGGUCGAAGAGUACCCUGGAAGCGGGUACGACCUGCUCCACCGCAAUUGCUGCACCUUCGCAGAGGACUUCUCGCGGCGCCUCGGGGUCGGCCCCAUCCAGGAGGCCCACGUCACGCCCACGCGGUCCAGUCCCCCGAGCCUCCCUGUCAACUGGGGGGGUCGC